AUGAGUUCUCUGGUUGUGAAAACAGCCAAAUUCAGUCGAUUUAUGCCGUUUAUAUUCAUAUCUAGUCACUGAGAAAAAGCGGUUUUUAUCAGCAUCAUUUAUUGUAUAUCGUUAGCUGAAGUUUUUGUUGUGAGUGUUCAUGUUAGCGUGUUUAUGUAACAACUCAAAGAAGUAACACUUGGUGUUUUAUGACGUUAUAUUCCUUGUUUUAGUGUCAGGCGAACGUCAAUGAGAUGAGAAUAUAUUUUUCUGUAGUACUGUUUGUCAGUGUCUGUCAGCGUGAAAGGCUUUCUGACAGCCAAAAUACACUUAUACUUCCUUUGCAUAAUAUGUACAUCAAUAAAGAUAGAAAUGAAUAUGAAUAAACAUCAGUGGUGAUGGUGAUGUUACAUAAGCUAUGACGUUAACGAAGAUGUUUCUUCAACCGAGGUUGAAAUUCCUGCUUGAGAUGCCCUCAAAGACUCAGAUGCUACCAGCUGAUGUUUGCUGCACUUAACCUGCACAAAAUCAAGGACAAAUAAAAGGCGACAUGGCGUCUCGUCUCUUGAAGUUCUCCAGACUACUUCUGAAAUAUCGCACCCCUUUGAUCAUUGCAAGCUGUGGAGGGGUGUUUACAGUCAACAUGGUCUAUCAUGUUCUCCCUGAUGUGUCCUACCGACGGCUGUAUCAGGCCUGGUACAAAGGAGAACCAGCCACACUGUCUGAAAAGUUACAGGAGCUUUUCCAGCAGGUGCUGAAGGAUUACGGUAUCAGCUCAACCAAUCAUUUCUCUGCCUUUGCCUCCUUUGGAUUCCAUCCGGUCGGUGCUGGUGUCCCUUGGCUCCCUGCUGGGGCUCAAAUUGGCAUCCCAGCAAACUUUAACAGCACAGCUGAUGACUCAGGUGGAAUCACCAACCGCAGCAUUUUCAUCAAUGGCGAAACAGUGGACUGGAGCAGCGAGGCUGGCUCAGCACUAAAGGAAGCACUGGUGUUUUCCCCCGAGGCACAGAAGUUCGCUAUAGCGCGGGAGGUUGCCCGUUUGCAGAAUGGAGCACCUGUUGUCAGUGCUGCUGUGGCCCCAUUCUGUCUGGGUGGAGUGUGGGUGUACAGCGUGGUGCUGAAGCAGGUGUUUGGUCUCCAUACUGGACCUUUACUGCUUCGCGGCGCAGCAAACGCUUUGGCAAUGGGUCUUGGUGCCAUAUCUUACAUACUCACCUCAGACGCUGUCAGCCAUUGGAUUGACUGUAGCUCAGACAGAUGUGCAGCUGGAGUGUCGCGUGAUUAUGCCAAAGGAGGGGUGGAAUUUUAUGAUAAGAUCCUGUCCAGAAACAAGACUUUGCGCUCUUUGAUGGGCCAGAAGGGAGAGAAGAUGUAUGCUGCCAGUGGAAACUUGUUUCCUGCUAACCUCCUUCAGCUGAAACACACACCAUACACAUCCAGGAGAGACGGGAUCCUUGCUCUGCUGAAAGUGGAGAAAGUUUGACAACAAAAGGAAGGGGAGCUGUUGUGCUGAGAAAUAAAAUCAGAGUUUCUGCAACUAACAUGAACCUAUUAUAAAUUAUCUCAAUAGAUUAUAGUGAUAUGUGAGCAUGAGCUUUGAUUAACAGAACAAUUCUCAUGACAAGAACUGGUGCGCCAUACAUUUAGUGUCCAAAGUGACUAACCCGUUUAUGUGACUGUUAUUCAGCAAAUCAUUCUGGACCGAGUGUUCAAAUAAACAAACGUGUUCGAUAA
Messenger RNA from Solea senegalensis (Senegalese sole), 1713 nucleotides. RefSeq names its product transmembrane protein 177 (gene tmem177). The record is from RefSeq and is a predicted model, not a curated record. The transcript is spliced from 3 exons. The coding region runs from base 530 to 1462 and encodes 310 amino acids. Lineage: Eukaryota; Metazoa; Chordata; Actinopteri; Pleuronectiformes; Soleidae.